UUGGGACAAAUCUUAAGAUGUCCAACGAUGUACAUUUGGCCAAAGUUAGUAAAAUCCACAGAAAUGCAACGACAAAGGGCGCGCUCACUAGCCGCAGCAACUUCCGUCUGAGUAGUAAAGGCGGAGGCGAAGUUAUUGACGAUAUACGCCCACCUACAGAUGAGGAAUAUCUGUUUGGCAGCAUAAGCCCCCGAGGCGGUUGUAUCCCGAUGGCACAACACUUUUCUGGAGGGGAUCCAUUGGAUUCUCCAGACCACACGCAGCGCGACACAACUGAAAGUGAUAACAACAUAAGUUCCUGCUCUACAUUGGACAUCGUUAACAAGGUGGAUAAUCUUUCCCUGCAACAAUUGGAAACUAAAGUACGCGAGCUCACCCAAUUGCUGCAUCAGGCUGAAGAACAAAAGUCCGCAAUUCAACAACAACUAGAGGAAUGCAAGGCAGAAAAGGAACUAUGUCUACGAAGACUUGAAGUGGUUAGUGCAGCCCAUGAGUGUCGCAUCACUGAGAUGCACUGUGUCAUUGCAGAGCUAAGCAAGAAACUACGCAGUAAACAGGAAUCUACAAUAUUGGAAGAACAGGAGCCUGAGGGAAGUGAAAUUAGUUACCAAGAGGGCUCAGUCUACAAUUCCGAAUUAAAUUUAACAAACCCCGAUGCAGAAUGUCAAACGGAUCCUCUCGAAGAAGCAGAAUAUUCACAUGCAGAAGUUGAUCACAAUUUAUGCAGUGAGGUUACCGAUGAAAUAAAAAUCUCCGAUAUUAACUACAAGGCACAGGUUGAGGCAUUGCAAGAAGAGAUACUGCACCUGAAGGCACAAGUGGCGUUACUACAAUCGGAAGUCAAUGCUAACUGCACAACUGGUGUAGGUGUUGGCUCUGCUGUAGAGGAGCCACCAAGCAUUGAGCACUUCGGGGCCGAUGUUGCUACCCAAAGCCUGGACUCUCCUUCCCUACAAUUAACGCACAAAGACGUUGAUGAUCAGGAGCUGAAUGACUUGAAUAACACGUCUACACUGACCGCUGUCGAAGAUCCAUAUGUCACUAGUCCACACAAAAUUCCGGCAAUUCCUAAAAUGGCUGAACGUGUCCGAUUGAAAUGCGCAAGUAAAUCCGAAAUGGACAAUAUAACAGGAAUAGAUCUGCGAAAUAUGGAGAUAAAAAACGCCAACAUUGUCGAGCAUUUGGUCUCUGACUUGAAGCAAAACAACAGCAGCCUAAUGGAGUCGUUUAUUGAACCCUCUCAAUUGGACAAUGAAUUGCAACGCCUGCAACGUAAAGUUGAACACUUAAAAGUACAGAACACGGUACUCUCACUCACUUUAGAUGAAUCGAAGGAACAUUGUGAGCGUCUAUACUUGCUGUGUGGCAAAUACGAAUCGAAUGCGAUUGCUUUACAGGUGGCCUUAAAUUGCAGUGACCGUGCAAUUGAAGCAUACGAUGUCAUGCUCGCUUUAUUGGAAAGCAAGUUGGGCCUCAUUAAGGAGAAAUCUGCAGCGGCCGAAGAAAGUCGAAAAGCAGUUGAAUCAGUUGCCAGACAUUUGUUGGAUCGCUUAGAAAGCGAAAAAAAUAUUUGUGAAAAUAGUUUAGGCCCUUGGCAAAAUAGUUUUAGUAUUCCCGAUAAAGUGUCUUCUAAACCAUGGACACCAGAGGAUGACAACCGUUUACGCUACCAUGUUUCAAAAUUAAAAGGUAGACGUGCCACAGUCCAAAAUACAAUUGUACAGCUGGAAUCACCAUUUAGUGAUUCUUUUGAAAAGUCACGAUUAGCUUUGGAAAACAAAAAGGAAUUGAGUGGCAACAAAGAGAAAUCCUCUGCACUGGACUUGGAAAUGGCUGUACUGAUGCAGGAACUAUUGAAUCUCCGUGAGGAAAAUAUCGCCUUAAAAACCAAGGCAGAGCAAGCAGAACGAGACAAACAGUAUGCAAAUGAUCGAAUAGAAGUCUUACACGAAGCCCUGAGUAAUUUCAAACAACUGCAAUUGCAAUUCAACUCGGAUUCAACGGAAUUGUUUAACCAUCAACACCACCAACGGCAAAGUCAUUUAGAACAACAACGAACAUCUUAUUCAGAAGCGGAACAUGCAGCUCUAACCGAACAGCAAUUGAUCGAAGCCCUGGGUAGAGAGACAGAACUCAAGGGGCGUAUACAAUGUCUGAUAGCCUCGGUCACUGAGACACAAAAAAUGUCAGAUGAAAAAUAUGAACAUCUACACACCAGUGUCAGGGAAUUGCAGAAAACCAAUCUGAGUCUUACACAGAUUAUUGAGCAGAAUAAACGCAAAUACCAAACACGGAUCCGUCGCCUGGAGCAAAAAAUAAUGGACAUUUCUUUGGAAAUGGGUCGCCAGCAGCAUUUGGCCAAUGAUGUUCCUCACAUAGCAUUCGGUGCAAAUAAAUACAAAUACAGACAACAUACAUCAUCACAUAAUUCAAACGUAACCCCACCACCCACAUCUUCUGCAGCCCAUCUAAGGCAUGCAGAAAAUGUUCCCGAAACCACAUUGUAG
This is a messenger RNA of Musca vetustissima, 2507 nucleotides long. RefSeq names its product colorectal mutant cancer protein. NCBI's taxonomy places the organism in Eukaryota, Metazoa, Arthropoda, Insecta, Diptera, Muscidae. The transcript is spliced from 8 exons. Bases 18 to 2507 code for a protein of 829 amino acids. The record is from RefSeq and is a predicted model, not a curated record.